Molecule: messenger RNA, 342 nt
Organism: Protopolystoma xenopodis
Lineage: Eukaryota; Metazoa; Platyhelminthes; Monogenea; Polystomatidea; Polystomatidae
Source: the annotation of a GenBank genome assembly
AUGAUUUACGAGCCGUGGUACCAGAGCAGGACUUGUCUUUGGUCACUUUUUUUGGCUUAUCUAAUGCAAACAGCUCUUCUGAAACUGAAGCUUGUCUAUUUUCGACGUUCGCUCGUGUGUCGUCUCAUGUUGCUGGACUGCCUGGCCCCCAUGUCACCUCUCUGUGGAGUCUAUGUUGCCAUUUCCGCUUUGUCUGACCUCCUCUUGCGGAGUCGAGCCGUUGUAUCUCUUGACAACUACAAUCUUCAAAUGCGAGAUGGUCUGAGCCGAAGAGCAGCCAAGACUACUAUCGUCAUGGCUGGAUCCGAAAUCUCUGAUUGGAAUGCGUCUCGGAGCACAUAA